Messenger RNA from Ornithodoros turicata, 1077 nucleotides. RefSeq names its product tubulin-specific chaperone C-like (gene TBCC). The transcript is spliced from 4 exons. Gene Ontology annotation, molecular function: tubulin binding. Gene Ontology annotation, biological process: post-chaperonin tubulin folding pathway; tubulin complex assembly. Gene Ontology annotation, cellular component: cytoplasm. Bases 134 to 991 code for a protein of 285 amino acids. Lineage: Eukaryota; Metazoa; Arthropoda; Arachnida; Ixodida; Argasidae. The record is from RefSeq and is a predicted model, not a curated record.
GACAUUGGAUGCGAGAAAACUAUCCAUCAGCACUAGAAGUGUACUACAGAACGGGAGAGCUAUUUGGAACCGGAGGGAUCCGUCAGUACGACAACGCAGCUUGGGCCAAGAAGUAGACACAGUCGACGGUGGAAUGGCAGAGAACACCCCUCGUCACCAAGCUGCUGAUGCCGUGAUCGCCGAAUUUUCGAAGGCAAAGCGUUCUAUGGAAAUGCGGUUGGCACAGUGUUGCAGCGAAGGCGACUGUAGCCAGCUAAAUGCUUUACAGGAAGAACUGCAGGCAAUUCAGCAGAAAGUGACGGAUGCCUCCGGGUACCUGCCAUCAGCCAACCUCCGGUGGCUGCAGAAUGAACUUAAGGAUCUUAAAACUGCUUUGGGGAAAGCAGGAGGACAGCUAAAACCACGUUCACGUUUUGCCUUCAAGGACAGAAAAGUGGAGCCCACUGGGGGUGCUGAAGCAAAGCCUAUACCAAGCACCAUCAACAAUGCUACGCAGCACAAAACAUCCAAAGCCAUCUGCGACCCAAAUGUUGUUGGCUUCCGAGGCAAGUCGAACGAAACGCUGGAUCUAACGGCAGUCAAUGGAAAGAACGUAGAACUGGCUUCGCUUUCCAACUGCAACAUUACAAUAAAGAGCAAUCCGGCGACACUCUUCCUCCACGCCCUAACACAAUGCCAGAUCCAUUGUGGACCUGUGACUACUUCCGUCUUCAUUGAAGAUUGUCGUGACUGCACGUUCUCCCUUGCAUGUCAGCAGUUACGAGUGCACGGCACCGAAAACUCUGACCUUAAAGUAUGCGUGUCUACGAGGACCAUUUUGGAAGAUUGUAAGAAGGUUCGCAUCGGUCGUUACGACUGGCAAUACGAAGGUGAUGAAGCAGACUGGGGUGCUUCUGGACUGGAUAGAGACACCAAUAACUGGAGGGCUGUUGAUGAUUUUAACUGGUUGGCUAUAGACAAGCCAUCUCCUAACUGGAGCUUUUUGAAUUAGGGUAGCAGCAUGUUCUAGAUAGGUUAAUGCUUACGCUUUUGUCCUUUGUAAAUUAAUAAAGAUGCACGUUGUGCUGUGUGAAAUUU